Molecule: messenger RNA, 1842 nt
Organism: Rhincodon typus (whale shark)
Lineage: Eukaryota; Metazoa; Chordata; Chondrichthyes; Orectolobiformes; Rhincodontidae
Product: solute carrier family 35 member G2
Exons: 2
Coding region: 469-1716 (415 amino acids)
Cellular component (GO): membrane
Source: RefSeq, a predicted model, not a curated record
UGCUGUGUUUGUUAGCCUCACCAUUUUAACCGCGCAGUCUUGCUGUCAGCCGUCAGAUUGUUCUUAUCCCCACCUUACACUGUUUAAACCCAGGUCUGGCUCACUUCAUGUUGUCCCCAUUUCUGAGAUAGAGCGAGGUCAGGGAAACGCUAAGGGUCUGGAUCACCAAACCCAAACACACACACACACACACACACACACACACAGAGGGAUGGUGACGGACCUGGAUAUGUUUUGCAUGCUGCUCACAGACGAGGAGUGAAUGACAAGUGAGGGUGAAGAGGACAUUCAAGGACAUGUUGCAGCACCUUGAGCCCGAGGUUACGGGCAGAGUCGCCGACGCUGUGUUCAGUUGCGAUCCCCGUGUCCGUUUGGAGCACUGAAAGUGUCAGUGUGAUAGCAGGGGAAGCCAGUCCCGCUGCUUUCUCAGGCUGCGCAUUUAAAGGGAAGAGACUCUGCCUCAGAAAAAUGGCAUCUUCACCAAUUAAAACAACAUACCCCUCAAAGAAGAGAGUGAAAAUCCACCCAAAUACAGUGACAGUGAAAUACACAGCACAUUACCCACAGCCUGAAGAAGAGGGCUAUGAAGACACAUACCUAGAUAGUGAAAAUUAUGUUGAAGAUAACCCAAAGAAAAAACUUCUGGAUGACACUAAAAAACAAGGAAGAACCUAUUCUGGGACAGUUGAUGUUCGUCAGAGUUUAUCGGAAGAACAGAAAGAUAAAGGGAUGGGACAACAGACAGAAAAUACUGGACAAAAUAUGGUUUCUGAGCCAAGAAUAACCUGGGUAGCUCUGUUUGGAGCUGCCUUAGCACAUGGCUGUGUUGCUUUAAUUACUCGUCUUGCUGCUGAUCAGUCCAAAGUACCAUCACUGGAGCUUCUCUUCAUUCGUUCUGUGCUGCAGAUUUUUGCUGUUGUGGUUGUCUGCUAUGGAAAUGAGCAUCCUCUUGGACCCAAAGGAUAUAGAAUGGGUCUGUUUCUGUAUGGAGUAUGCAAUGUCAUUUCCAUCACCUGCGCCUACACCUCCUUUGCAAUUGUGCCCCCUAGCAAUGGGACCAUUAUGUGGAGAGCCACUACCACAGUGUUCAGUGCCAUUCUGGCCUUUCUACUGGUAGAUGAAUGCAUGGACUACACUGACAUUGUCACUGUGGUCUGCAGUGUCUUUGGCCUUUGCCUAGUAAUGAUCCCCAACAUUGUUGAUGAAGAUAAUUCAUUAGUGGGCCUUUGGAAGGAAGCCUUUGGCUAUACCAUGACAGUAAUGGCUGGGUUGACCACAGCUCUGGCUAUGAUCAUUUACAGAGCUAUCAAAGAAAAAAUUAGCAUGUGGACUGCUCUCUUCACCUUUGGAUGGACAGGUACAAUUUGGGGUGCAUCCACAAUGUUUAUCUUACAAGAGCCUAUUAUCCCAUUGGAUGGAGAAACCUGGGGGUAUUUAUUGGGGAUCUGUAUCUGUUCUACUGUGGCUUUCUUAGGUGUAUAUUAUGCACUGAAUCGAUUCCACCCAGCAUUAGUUAGCACAGUCCAACACUUAGAGAUCGUAGUGGCUAUGAUCCUCCAGUUACUUGUCCUUCAUAUGUUUCCAAGCAUGUACGAUCUUAUUGGUGGAUCAGUCAUCAUUUUCAGUGUCUUCGCACUGACCGCUUAUAAGCUUUAUUGGGUCAACCGUCAUAGCAGACAGGAUUACCUGGAGAUAACAAAUUCCCCCAUCAAAUGAAUGUUAAUAAUGUAUUAAAUAAGUAGAAGAUUAAAUGUGAGCAGGCAACUCUAUAAAUGUCAACUGUGCAAUAUUCCUGUAUUGUGGUGUUGAAAGACAGUCAGUUGCUGUUACUUUUCUGAAUGU